Molecule: messenger RNA, 3282 nt
Organism: Conger conger (European conger)
Lineage: Eukaryota; Metazoa; Chordata; Actinopteri; Anguilliformes; Congridae
Product: neuroligin-1-like
Exons: 6
Coding region: 270-2744 (824 amino acids)
Biological process (GO): postsynaptic membrane assembly; neuron cell-cell adhesion; presynaptic membrane assembly
Cellular component (GO): cell surface; synapse; postsynaptic specialization membrane
Molecular function (GO): neurexin family protein binding; signaling receptor activity
Source: RefSeq, a predicted model, not a curated record
CCCCCCGCAAAAGGGCCCCCUGCUUUUCAUAGCGCCAGGAUGGAAACUUAAUCGGAGGUAGGAUGAUCAGCGCUCAGUGAGGAUGCUGCCGCCUUGAACGCGAAAAUCGAUGGGAAACACUUGCCAUGUGAGAGAGCAUUCGACAGCCGAGCCAUCCGGAGGUUCCGUCUUCCCGCGCCGUGCGUGGAUAUAGGUGGGGAGUCGCUUUUCCCAAAAGCGCCGCUGCAGAGGAGAGCGCCCCCUCUGGCCGGGAGGAGGCGGCACGCACAAUGGUGCAGGCGUGGGCAGGGCUCCUCCUCCAGCUGUGGGCGCUGGCCGCGGCUGUGCGGGGCCACGAGGCGACGCUGGACAAGGUGGACGAAGAGGACCCUGUGGUGACCACCGUCUACGGGAAACUGCGGGGCUUCAAGAAAGAGCUACACAACGAGAUCCUGGGGCCGGUCGUGCAGUUUUUAGGGGUUCCCUACGCGGCGCCUCCUACCGGGGACAGGCGCUUCCAGCCCCCGGAGUCACCCGCCCCGUGGCCCGAAACCCGGAACGCCACUCAGUUUGCGGCGGUCUGCCCCCAGUCCGUCCAGGAGGGGAGGCUUCCGGAAGUCAUGCUGCCCGUGUGGUUUACCAACAGCAUGGAGAUUGUGUCUUCAUACGUACAGGACCAGAGCGAAGACUGCCUUUACUUAAACAUAUACGUUCCCACAGAGGACGGUCCUCUUACAAAGAAACAGAAUGAGGAUUUAGGUGAUAAUGACGGUGCUGAGGAUGAAGACAUCCGUGAAGGUGGGAGUCCGAAGCCGGUGAUGGUAUUCAUCCAUGGUGGAUCGUAUAUGGAAGGCACAGGGAAUAUGUUUGAUGGAAGCAUCUUGGCAAGUUAUGGGAAUGUCAUCGUCAUCACAGUGAACUACCGACUUGGAGUAUUAGGGUUUCUAAGCACUGGUGACCAAGCAGCUAAAGGAAACUAUGGACUUCUGGAUCUUAUCCAAGCACUACGCUGGACUAGUGAAAACAUUGCUUUCUUUGGUGGUGACCCAUUACGCAUUACUGUUUUUGGAUCAGGAGCAGGUGCCUCCUGUGUAAACCUCUUGACCCUGUCCCAUUAUUCUGAAGGUAACCGUUGGAGCAAUUCAACCAAAGGAUUAUUUCAGAGAGCUAUAGCACAGAGUGGCACAGCUCUAUCGAGCUGGGCUGUUAGCUUCCAGCCCGCCAAGUAUGCCCGGAUCCUAGGCAAGAAGGUGGGCUGUGACCUAAAAGGUUCUACCGAGCUUGUGGAGUGUCUGCAGAAGAGGCACUACAGGGACCUGGUGGACCAGGACGUUCAGCCAGCCCGUUACCACAUUGCAUUCGGGCCCGUCAUCGACGGCGAUGUCAUUCCCGACGAUCCUCAGAUCCUGAUGGAGCAAGGGGAGUUCCUCAACUACGACAUUAUGCUAGGCGUCAACCAGGGUGAAGGGCUGAAGUUCGUCGAGCUCAUUGUGGAUAACGAGAACGGCGUCCAGGCCAACGAUUUCGACUACGCCGUCUCGAGCUUUGUGGACGACCUGUAUGGGUACCCAGAGGGCAAGGACAUCCUGAGGGAAACGAUCAAAUUCAUGUACACGGACUGGGCAGAUCGGCACAACCCCGAGACCAGAAGGAAAACCCUACUGGCCCUCUUUACUGACCACCAGUGGGUAGCACCAGCGGUAGCCACAGCGGACCUUCACUCAAGCUUUGGGUCUCCCACCUACUUCUACGCCUUCUACCACCACUGCCAGACAGAGCAGGUGCCACCCUGGGCAGAUGCAGCCCAUGGUGAUGAGAUUCCCUAUGUAUUCGGGUUGCCCAUGAUUGGCCCCACCGACCUGUUCCCAUGCAACUUCUCCAAGAAUGAUGUCAUGCUGAGUGCCGUGGUGAUGACCUAUUGGACGAACUUUGCCAAAACUGGUGACCCUAAUCAGCCAGUGCCCCAGGACACUAAGUUCAUCCACACCAAGCCAAACCGCUUUGAGGAGGUUGCCUGGACGCGAUACAACCAGAAGGACCAGCUCUAUCUCCACAUCGGCCUUAAGCCCCGCGUGAAGGAGCACUACCGCGCCAACAAGGUAAACCUGUGGCUCGAGCUGGUUCCCCAUCUCCACAGUCUCAACGACGCCACCCAAAUCAUCUCCUCCGCCAGCACCCCUCCCCUGCCAGAGACAACUUCCGGGACGCCAAAGAGAACCCCUCCCGUCCCCACCCGGCGACCCAACCCGACCCCUUUCCCGACCGAGAGCCAGGACGGCCAGGGCCAGCUGGAGCGGCCCUUCCCGGUGGACCAGAGGGAUUACUCUACGGAGCUGAGCGUCACCAUCGCGGUGGGAGCCUCGCUCCUCUUCCUCAACAUCCUGGCCUUCGCCGCGCUCUACUACAAGAAGGACAAGCGGAGACAAGGCGCGCAUCAGCACGGGACCCCUCAGCGGCGCGCCGUCAACGACAUCGCCCACACGCAGGAGGAGGAGAUCAUGUCCCUGCAGAUGAAGCACACGGAUGCCAACCACCGGUGCGAUGGCAUCCACCCACACGAGGUGGUGCUCAGAACUGCCUGUCCACCCGACUACGCCCUAGCCAUGAGGAGGUCCCCCAACGACCUCCCUCUUAUGACCCCCAACACCAUCACCAUGAUCCCCAACAGCAUACAACCCCUGCACCCUUUCAGCACCUACCCCAGCGGACACAACCACACCUUACCACAUCCCCACCCGCACUCACAUUCAACGACCAGAGUAUAGCUGGAUUGCUGUCCACAGAUGUAUAAAGGUCUCUUAUUGUUGUGAGGGAAAGGGCAAGCGAAAAAAAACUAAACCAAAACCGAAAAGAUCUUUUUUUUACAGAAACACAAGAUAAAAAGUUUUUCCAGUGGUAGACUUCAACUGAAGAAUUUCGCAGGGACUGCUUGAAGCAGCCGUUCAGAACGAAGAACAUGGGACAAAAAUACAUUUUAUAAAUAAAACCUUAAUAGACAUCAAACUUUAUCUGUUUUUGUCUUUCCAGGAGCAAACAUUGCUACUCCUGUUUUCUGCAGAUGGAGAGGGAUUUUGGGGAGUUGGGGGCAUAACAUAUUUUGAGACUUCAAAAUAUGCACACGAGACAUGUCUCCUUUUAUCAAUUUAUUUUUGAGGAAGCAUUUAAUUGUGUAUUUACAUAUCAAGAUGCAUAGAAUACAUUAAGCACCAAUACUGUUUAAGCCCUUGGAAGGCGCCAACAGAACAAAAUGAGAAUAGUAACCUUCUGGCAGAUUCUUACUGUAGGUGCUAUCGAGCUGGCAGA